GUAUUACUGGACUGAUAAUGCUGCAUCCAUCUGAAGAAACCACCCAAGACUCCCUGAAGACAUAAGAGCAGCCUCAAAUGAGAAGACACCAGGUCUUGGUCUUAGAGAUUCAUACUCGAGGGGGUUGCUGUGUCAAAUCAAAAGGAACUUGACUAACUCCGGACUCGCGUCUGUGUUCAGAGAUGCACCUGACUGUGAGAUUCUCCUUCAUCGUAUGGACUCUCUGCAGAUUAUCUCAAGCCUCCCCUAGUGAUCCAUACAGCAGCUGUAUGGCAGGAAAAACGUGCCAGGCCAAGUUUGGGAAUGGAGUAUGUGAUCAGGAGUGCUCCACUUCUGACUGUCUGAGAGAUGGAUUCGACUGCCUCAAAGACAAAGGCAUCUGCAUUUUAGGGCAUAUACAUUAUUGCCGAAAUCAUUAUGACAACGGCCACUGCGACCAGGGCUGCAACAACGCCCCCUGUGGGUGGGACGGCUCGGACUGCCACAAAAAGCAGUACCCCAUCUGGGCCAAAGGAAGCCUCAUACUGCACACUAGAAUCCCAUUCCAGAGGGGUCAGAUUCAGAACAGCUCUCUGUUAUGGCCCUUAAGCACUGUCCUGCAGACCAGCGUCAAACUCAGAGGGAUGGCACCUCUCCAGCCCACCACAGACCUACUUACAAUGGACACCCGACAGCUCGCCGAGCUGUACGCUCAAACACCAGCCUAUGACAGCAAUGGGUCAGUGUUAUUCCUGCAGCUGGAUAACAAACCCUGCUCCCGUCUUCCCUCCACCUGUUUCCAGUAUGCCGUCGAGGCUGCACACUUCCUGCGUGCCAUCCUGGCACAGAAUCAUGCCUCGUUUCCCAUGAUCCCAAAGAUCCUGGCGGCUGUGAUCAGUGUACGUGGAGUCGAUGAGGAAAUAGGAGCCAGAGAGGAGGUGAAGCUGCCAAAGGAGGAGCGCAACGUUCAUGAAGCCUCUCCUGCCUGGAUGUGGCCUGUGGUCGGUGUGGCGACGGGGCUCGGUGUGGCGGCUGCCGUGAUCAUCACGGUGGUGUUCCUGUGGUUAAAGAGAAGAAGACAGAGACGAGAAGGAGGAGAGCGAGUGCGGCACAGAUCCACGGUGACCGACAGCAAUAACGGCAGCAAGGCCUGGUCCCGCCGCUCUGAGGAGAAGAGAAGCAGAUCGGGAAGAGAUAAAGACAGAAAUGGGACGAAGACAAACAAGAAAGGAAAGGAGUCAGGAAAAAGACGUAAGGAGCCCCUCGGUGAGGAUGCGAUCCGUAUGCGACCCCUGAGGAAGGAACUGGACAUCGGAAGUGACACCGAUGUGACCCAGAGCUCCAUGGAGGACAUCAACAAGACCAUCUGUGACCACAGAUCACCAGACCAAAAACAGUUCAAACAGCCCCGCAUGCUGGCUCCCCCUAGAGGAUGGGAAAGAAAUGUGGUUCCUACACUUCAAAGACCACCAAGAAAUGCCGCUCCUGUGCAGUGGUGCGGUCCGGACGGCUCGGUCGUGCUGAUCCGAGCUGUCAGAAGCGGGCUUGACCGAGUGGUUCUGGAGCUCCUGAGAGCCGGAGUGCCAGUCAACAACACCGACCACACGGGGAGAUCUGCCCUCCACUGGGCAUGCUCAGUAAACCACCUCCCAUUGGCACGGACUCUCAUUCGCUACGGUGCUGCAGUGGACUUACAGGACCAUAAGGCUGAAACGGCUUUGUUUCUCUCGGCUCUCCACGGUUGCUAUGACACCGCACGAUUCCUGUUGCUCAACGGGGCCAAUCAAGAUCUCUCUGACUGCAAGGGGCGGCGGCCACUGGAUGUGGCUCGAGAGGGAUUACAUCAUCAGGUCCUCGAGCUCCUAUUGGCUCACAGAGUUCACAAGGCGCCAGUUCCUCUAGAUCCCGCCACUGAGGUGCUCUGGGACGAUCGCACGUACAUCUAUUCUCCUUGGGUCGCUUCACCUCCAUAUCUGCCUGGAAGAAGUGCCUCGUUUUCGGGGGUCAUCAGUCACAGAGGGAUGUCAACACCUCCGCCUACUGAUUGGCAGAUGGGAAGAACGCAAUGCUCCUCCCCCCAGAACUGGCGUCCAGCCCCCAACCAAUCAGCAACGGCACUGGUCAGCCCCAGGAUUCUUGGCCGCCCAUCUCGGCCUAUCAGCACUCUCCAGGAAGUGACGUCAGAAGCGGAGGACGAGGAGAGGGAGAUGACCCAGGACGCUACUCGAGCGGCAACGCCUCACUUCCUGUCUCCACAACCCGCACCUCGACAGCGCUCGUUCUCCUGUACCCAGCAUGCACUGAACCGUCGCUCCAGUGGCAACCAAUCAGAGCUGUCCGUAGCUGUGCCAGCUGAAAAAAUAGCCAAUGAGCAUGUAGAAAUAGUGAUCGUGCCACACCCGAGAGAAGCGGCCAGCCAGUCAGAGAGCAAAACCACAGGGAACAGUCUCAGCGCAGCUCAGAUGGAAAGUAUGAGGAACUGCAACUCCAAAAUGAGUGAGAGGGUCAGUAAUGAGCUUCCCGUCAUCAUCCAAAGCAGCAUGUGAGAGAAGAUACAGAGAAAAGAAAUUAGACAACUCGAAAAUGCAUACAACUGUGGUUUACAAUUUCUCUACUGACUAUUAAAAUAAUCUAAUAUUAUUGACAGAAUCUCAGGAAAACUUGUCCUCACCCCAAAAUCAAAAGCAAUUCAAAUUUGCAUGAGGAAAAGAAAGUCUAUUUAGAACUAUUUUUUAGAACUUCUUUUUGCAU
Molecule: messenger RNA, 2730 nt
Organism: Sinocyclocheilus anshuiensis
Lineage: Eukaryota; Metazoa; Chordata; Actinopteri; Cypriniformes; Cyprinidae
Product: neurogenic locus notch homolog protein 1-like
Exons: 11
Coding region: 183-2525 (780 amino acids)
Biological process (GO): multicellular organism development; Notch signaling pathway; cell differentiation
Cellular component (GO): membrane
Molecular function (GO): protein binding
Source: RefSeq, a predicted model, not a curated record